AUGAGCGCACAGGAGUUAGACAUACUGCCUGAUCUGGACGAGAUCUGUGACUCCUUGAUUGGUUUAGCCUACAAGGCUGGUGAGAUCAUUACCGGCGCUCUUCCAGGGACCGACACCACCGGAUCUAAGAAAAAUAGCGCAGACCUCGUGACCGAAUAUGAUCGUGCUGUGGAGGAGAUGAUCUUCAGCGCCCUGAAGGAUAAAUACCCAGACUACCAAUUCCAUGGAGAGGAAACCUACGAUCCAUCUUGCCCGUUGACAGACGCGCCAACAUUCGUCAUUGACCCAAUAGACGGCACGGUUAAUUUUGUGCACGGAUUCCCUCACGCUUGUGUCUCGCUAGGGCUCGCGAUAAACCGUGUCCCAACUGUCGGCGUCGUCUAUAACCCUUUCACCACGGCUUUGUAUUCCGCGAUACGCGGCAAAGGGGCGUUCUUGAACCGUGACGUCCGGCUACCGCUCAGAGGAACCAACAUUGAGCCUCUGACAGGCUUGAAUAAUUCACUGAUCAGCGUGGAAUGGGGCUCUGAGAGAACAGGGCAGAAUUGGGAAACUAAGAUUCGAACUUUCGAAAAGCUGGGGCAGGACCGGGAGAGUGGCGGGGCUAUGGUUCGGUCUAUGCGUAGCAUAGGGUCUGCGGCGCUCAAUCUUUGCGCUGUUGCUGCCGGUACCCUUGACUUGUACUGGGAGGGGGGUUGCUGGGCAUGGGAUGUCUGUGCCGGAUGGAUCAUCCUCGAGGAGGCUGGAGGUAUAAUGGUCGGCGGGAAUCCGGGAGAAUGGAUAGCCAAGAUCGAUGGAAGGAAAUACCUCGCUGUUCGAGCAGCAACAACCCAAACUAGCCAGAAAAUGCUUGUGGAAGAGUUCUGGAGCAAUAUUCAAGGACGACUCGAGUAUUGA
Messenger RNA from Aspergillus calidoustus, 897 nucleotides. NCBI's taxonomy places the organism in Eukaryota, Fungi, Ascomycota, Eurotiomycetes, Eurotiales, Aspergillaceae. The record is from the annotation of a GenBank genome assembly.